AUGGCUGCGCGGAGACAGGCAGCGCAGCAGCUGCAGCAGCAGCAACCACUCCAGCCGCCCGCCGCACUCGCGCACAAGUCGGCCAUCCUCCGCCAACUCGCAACCGACGCACUCGCCUACUCGCCCCAGACAGCGCUCUUCUACGCAGAGCGGCUGCACGCACUCGACGCCACAGCAGAGCCAGCCGCCCACCUCCUCGCCCAGACGCAGAUCGCCGCCAGACGACACCACGACGCCCUCUGGACCCUCCGACAGCCCGUCUCGUUCGCUCCGGCACUCGCUCCGACACCAUCAGACCAGCUCGACGACCCGUUUGGCGCGGCCGGAGGAGCGGGCGCGGCGGCAGCGGCUCGGAGGUGGCCUCAACCCUCGACCUCGGCUGGGAGGCUCACGCGUCCCGCCGUCGAGUGCAGCGUGAGGUGCGCCCGCCUGUACGCCGAGGCGUGCGCCGAGCUCAAGCGCGACAAGGAAGGCCGCGAGGCCCUCGCCUUCGUCCUCCAACCCGGCGUCCCGCUCGCACCUUCUCCUCCGCUCGACAACCCUGACGUCGCGCACAACUCGGAGUCGUCGAUCGCCGCCGCCUUCCCGCGCGCAGACGAGUCGACCGUCGUCGAGCUCGAACUGGCGAGGCUUGCGCGCAAGGGAGGAGACUACGAGCGUGCCGUGGUCGGUUUCCGCAAGGUCGUCGCGAAACUCCCGACGUGCUGGGAAGCCGUCGAGGCCCUCUGUCUUCUCGGUCACCCGCCCGACGUCGACGCCUUGUACCCGACCCCGGUCCGCCAGCGCGCGUCGACAGCCACUUCGCCCGUUUCCGCCGGUUCGACCGUCACUCAUGCUCCGCAACGUCCGCUCGCGCCCAGCAACUCGAACCCGCCGCCCCUCGGACCCUCGCAGACUGCGGUCGUCAACACGGUCCUGCCGCUGACGGGUGCGCCAGGUCGAUUGAGGAAUGGAGGCGGGCCAGUCGGCGAAGGAGGACUCUUCACCCCGACCGAGAUCCAGGUCAAGCCGGGCGGCCUGUUCGGCGUCAAUGGGAAGGGAAAGGGCAAAGAGGUGCAGGCCUUGUUUGGUGCGGCUGCGGCGGGAGCGCCGCCGCCUUUGAGGAGGACUGGGUCGGGCAGGUACGCGGACAUCUCGAUGGACACGACCGGUGUUGAAGACUCCUUCGACGCAUCUUUCUACCCCGGCGUCGGCAACCUGCCGUUCUCGACGAACAACCCCGCCGCCCGCUCGAACGGCGCAGCCGGCUCGCUCUUCACCCCUCCUACCGCCACCCUCCCGGCUGCGACAGCUCCCGGCGUCAAGCGUACGCGAGCCGGCAACGUUGCACCUGCCUCCACCGUCGCGACAGCAACCGAUGACGACUCUCACAGAACCGCCGCAAACGGUCGGAGGAUCUUGCGAGGAGAUGGAAAGGUGCGGCGAGGGGAUGCGUCGGCAACUGCGACGGCUCCGGCGACGCGUCGCUCAUCUCGGCUCUCGAGCAAUGCGGCGUCAACGGCCAUGGCAGUCUCGAGGUCGCAGUCGAGCGCGAACGGACGCACCGGAGCAACGGCGGCUGGUGCCGGCGACAAGAAACGCAAGAGGGGCGCGACAGGUCCUUCCGUCCUGUCGGACGUCGGCAGCGACGCGGCUUUCUCGCACUCGUCGUCGCCCGCGCCGUCAUCACCGGGCGGCAGUACCGCUCACCCUCAGCAGCCGAGCAUCGCCUCCGUCCUCGACCCGGCGCGCGAGGAGGCGGAAGACUACGUCCUCGGUACCUUGAGGGCGUUCGCGACCGCUGCUCGUGCCGCGGCGCUUUACGCCCAGAAGGAGGUCGUGCAGGCGCUCGCUGCGCUGCCGAGCGAGCAAGCGAGGACUUGGAGGGCGCUUGUUGCGCUCGCAAAGGCGCACUUUGAGAUGCUCAACUACGACAAGGCAGAGAAGGCUUUCCGACAAGCGCGACACGUCGCGCCGUACCUCGUCGACGGCAUGGAGCUGUACUCGACGACGCUGUGGCACCUGCGCCAGUCGACCGAGCUCUCCUUCCUCGCGCAAGAACUCAUGGUCGCCGAUCCGCGCCACCCGGCCAGCUGGAUCGCCUCGGGCAACGUCUUCUCGCACGUCGAGGACCAUGCGAGCGCACUGCGGUGCUUCAAGCGCGCUGUGCAGCUCGACGACGGCUGCGUCUACGCCUACACGCUCAGCGGGCACGAAUGCGUCAUGCUGGAGGAAUGGGAGCGCGCGUUGGGCUUCUUCCGAGAGGCGGUCAGGCGGGAUGUCCUUCACUACAACGCCUGGUUCGGCCUCGGCAACGUCUACCUCAAGACAGGCAAGUACAGCCUCGCCGAGUACCACUUCCGCCGCGCGCUCGACAUCAACCGAGCGAACACGACGCUCGUCUGCUGCGUCGGCACGGUUCUCGAGAAGCUCCACCGAUGGAAGGAGGCUUACGAGAUGUACGACCGCGCCGCCGUCCUCGCGCCGGAGAGUCCGCUCGUGCGAUUCAAGCGCGUCAGGCUCCUCGUCAAGCUUCAGCACUUUGAGGCCGCCAAGAGCGACCUCCUCGCCCUACAGCACCAGGCUCCGAUCGAGCCAAAUGUGCACUUCUUGUUGGGACAGCUAUACAAGGCCGAGGGCAAGCGCGCCGACAUGCUCCGUCACUUUGCCCAGGCGCAGGAUCUCGAGCCGCGGUUGGCAAGCCUUAUCCGCCAGGUCAUUGAGCGCUCGGACGGAUCCGGAGGAAUGGAGGUGGACGAACGGAGCGACACUACCGGUCUCUCCGCAUAG
Messenger RNA from Rhodotorula toruloides NP11, 2769 nucleotides. Its product is annotated as 20S cyclosome subunit (BimA/Nuc2/Cdc27). The transcript is spliced from 6 exons. Gene Ontology annotation, biological process: cell division. The coding region runs from base 1 to 2769 and encodes 922 amino acids. The record is from RefSeq and is a predicted model, not a curated record. Gene Ontology annotation, molecular function: protein binding. NCBI's taxonomy places the organism in Eukaryota, Fungi, Basidiomycota, Microbotryomycetes, Sporidiobolales, Sporidiobolaceae.